Messenger RNA from Oldenlandia corymbosa var. corymbosa, 333 nucleotides. Lineage: Eukaryota; Viridiplantae; Streptophyta; Magnoliopsida; Gentianales; Rubiaceae. The record is from the annotation of a GenBank genome assembly.
AUGGACAAACACGUAGUUAUGGUUCCGGCGGGUAGAGAAGAGCAGCCGUCGAAAAAGGCCGGGAACCGUUUCGAGCUCAAGAAGUGGAACGCGGUGGCGUUGUGGGCAUGGGAUAUAGUUGUGGACAACUGCGCGAUUUGCAGGAACCAUAUCAUGCAUCUAUGCAUCGAGUGCCAGGCGAAUCAGGCGAGCACCGCGAGCGACGAAUGCACGGUGGCUUGGGGUGUUUGCAACCAUGCUUUCCACUUCCACUGCAUCAGCCGGUGGCUCAAAACCCGGCAAGUCUGCCCGUUAGAUAAUAGCGAGUGGGAAUUUCAGAAGUAUGGUCACUAG